Postia placenta MAD-698-R-SB12 is the source of this 2171-nucleotide messenger RNA. RefSeq lists its product as hypothetical. Gene Ontology annotation, biological process: fungal-type cell wall organization; calcineurin-mediated signaling. The transcript is spliced from 12 exons. Gene Ontology annotation, molecular function: calmodulin-dependent protein phosphatase activity; calmodulin binding. The record is from RefSeq and is a predicted model, not a curated record. Gene Ontology annotation, cellular component: cytoplasm; calcineurin complex. The coding region runs from base 70 to 2022 and encodes 650 amino acids. Lineage: Eukaryota; Fungi; Basidiomycota; Agaricomycetes; Polyporales; Adustoporiaceae.
GUCUUCACAACCGCUAUAUCCCUCGAGACCUCAGUGGCCAGCUCAAAACGGCCAGCUCAUAUUCCAGUCAUGACCAGCACUCGAGAACAAAUUGAACGUGCCAUCGUCCAAAUACAACACAAGGAUCCCCUUCCAGAGAUUGACUUCACGCAGCAUCAGCUAGAGAAUGGCUUCACUAUCAGUACGCAGGAGCGUGUCGUGAAGGAGGUGCAAGCACCUGCCAUGACAAUCCCAACGGAUGCUCAAUUUUUCUCGCGCGAAGACCCAACGAAGCCGGACAUAGCGUUCCUGAAGAAUCACUUUUACCGUGAAGGCCGGAUAUCAGAGGAGCACGCUACGUAUAUUUUGGAGAAGGCAACAGAGCUGUUACGCGCGGAGCCGAACCUCUUGUAUGUGGAUGCUCCGGUGACUGACCUCAUUGUAGUUUGCGGCGAUAUACAUGGCCAAUAUUAUGACCUCAUGAAACUGUUCGAGCUCGGAGGCAGUCCUGCUACGACCCGUUACCUAUUCCUCGGCGACUAUGUCGACAGAGGCUACUUCAGUAUAGAGUGUGUCUUGUAUUUGUGGUCUCUCAAGAUCUGGUACCCGGACACGCUUUUUCUUCUACGCGGUAACCAUGAGUGUCGCCAUUUGACGGACUACUUCACCUUUAAGCUCGAAUGCAAACGCAAGUAUUCGGAGCGUCUUUACGACGCUUGCAUGCAAUCAUUCUGCGCGUUACCGUUGGCCGCAAUCAUGAACAAGCAGUUCUUCUGUAUCCAUGGCGGCCUUUCCCCCGAGCUACAAACGCUGGAUGAUAUCCGCAACAUUGAUCGAUUCCGUGAGCCACCAACCCAGGGUCUCAUGUGCGACAUUCUAUGGUCCGAUCCUGUGGAAGACUUUGGUCAAGAGAAAAUGGGCGAAAGCUUUGUGCACAAUCAUGUCCGGGGAUGCUCCUACUUCUUCACUUACCAGGCUGCAUGCCAGUUCCUUGAGCGGAACAAGCUUCUCUCCAUCAUUCGGGCACACGAAGCACAGGAUGCUGGCUAUCGGAUGUACCGCAAGACGAGAACAACGGGCUUCCCCUCCGUGAUGACGCUUUUCUCUGCACCAAACUAUCUCGACGUGUACAAUAACAAGGCCGCAAUUCUCAAGUAUGAGAGCAACGUUCUUAAUAUUCGACAAUUCAACGCCACGCCGCACCCAUACUGGCUCCCCAACUUUAUGGAUGCGUUCACAUGGAGCUUGCCUUUCGUGGGCGAGAAGAUCACGGACAUGUUACUUGCGAUGUUGAAUUGCUGCUCGAAGGAGGAGCUAGAAGAGAGUUCAGAUGAGGAGACGGAGGUUGUCGUGUCGCCUCCGCCCACUCACUCUGAAGACUCUCACGAGCGGCGGAAGGUCAUCAAAAACAAGAUCCUUGCUGUCGGGAGGAUGUCCAGGGUGUUUGCAUUGCUACGUGAGGAGUCCGAGAAGGUGUCAGAGCUCAAGAGUAUUUCUGGCUCAGGCAAGCUGCCAUAUGGCACAUUGGCUCUUGGUGCGGAAGGCAUCAAGGAUGCUAUCACUGGAUUUGAGGAUGCCCGCAAGUCGGACAUCGAAAACGAGCGCCUUCCUCCAGACCUGUACGAUGCUGACUCAACAGAAGGCAAGGCGAUCCUGUCAUCCGGGCCAUCAACGCCCGAAGGCACUCCUGCUUCUCCGCCGCCCGCAAAUGGCGUGGCAGCAGCGCUCGAGGAGGCUAUUAUCAGUGGUUCCACGCCCUCGUCUGUCAGCAGCCAGGGUCCGAGCACACCUAUCUCCCCAACCUCUCCAACUGCAUCCAUCCCGACGACACCAUUCAGACGUGGGCAUGGGCGCCAAGCAAGUCUUGGUACGACCAUGACCAGUCCGAGUACGCGUCGGAGGAGCAUCGAAAGCACCAUGUCUCUCAUCAAGGAGGUGGUCGACUCGAAAGUGCCGCUGCAAGAUCCGGAGCUCAUUCGCCUGGCGGAAUCGAUUGCCGGGCAGGGUUCGCCGCGGAAUGGCACCCCGUCUGCGCGCAGCUGAGAGGUCUGGCAGACGAGAGGGACAAUAUAGUAGCAUUGGGAGAGGCGUCGACGGACGUGUAUAUCCGGGUAGGCUCGUGUUUUCACGUUUGUGGCAACCUGUCCAUGUAUUUUCUGCGCUUGUGGCGUAAUCUGGCUUUAUUCGGAGGG